Messenger RNA from Myxocyprinus asiaticus (Chinese sucker), 6859 nucleotides. It is a transcript of the gene elfn1b, whose product is annotated as extracellular leucine-rich repeat and fibronectin type III domain containing 1b. Gene Ontology annotation, cellular component: plasma membrane. NCBI's taxonomy places the organism in Eukaryota, Metazoa, Chordata, Actinopteri, Cypriniformes, Catostomidae. The coding region runs from base 15 to 2459 and encodes 814 amino acids. The transcript is spliced from 2 exons. The record is from RefSeq and is a predicted model, not a curated record. Gene Ontology annotation, molecular function: protein binding.
AACCUGGUGGAGCCAUGCCUGAAGCACAGAUGUCCAUUUCGCCUGGGUCCAGUGGACAUGGAGAUGGUACGGUGACCAGUGCCUUACUUUGCUGGGCUAUGACUCUUGUGUUUCUUACAUUGACAAGGGUGCCUGUUGUCCAAGGUGAUUGUUGGCUUAUUGAGGGGGAAAAGGGAUUUGUGUGGUUGGCAAUCUGUAGCCAGAACCAGCCACCAUACGAAAAUAUCCCACUGCAUAUUAACAGCACCAUCGUUGACCUGCGACUCAAUGAGAACAAGAUUCGAACCAUUCACUUUUCUUCCCUGAGUCGCUUUGGCAAUCUUACUUACCUGAAUCUGACUAAGAAUGACAUCUCUUACAUAGAAGACGGGGCUUUCUCUGCCCAGUUCAAUCUUCAAGUGUUACAGAUUGGCUUUAACAAGCUAAGGAAUUUGACUGAGGGUAUGCUGAGAGGACUGGGACGCCUACAGUACCUUUAUCUUCAGGCUAACCUUAUAGAGACUGUAACAGCAAAUGCAUUCUGGGAGUGUCCUGCUAUAGAAAACAUUGACCUAUCUAUGAACAGGAUUCAGCAACUUGAUGGUGCUACAUUUCGUGGUCUGUCAAAGUUGACAACGUGUGAGCUCUAUGCAAACCCAUUCAGUUGCUCAUGUGAGCUACUGGGAUUCCUGCGCUGGCUUGUGGCAUUCCCAAACCGGACAAGUGAGCGAAUGGUGUGCGACACACCUGCUGGCUUUUCAGGCUAUAACCUCUUAAGCCAGAACCCCAGGAUGCCAAGAUUUCUGAAUGCUUUCCAUGCACUCUCCUCUGUCUGCACUGAUGACAACGUAACUCCAUAUUUUCAUGGAUCUUCAGAUGGGAGCACUCCCACAAUGUUGCCAGAUUUGAGCCCCUGUGGAUUGGAUGAUUGCUCUUCAGGGACAUUUCCAGAGGAGUCCAUAAGCAUCACCCCGAUAGUUUUAGAUCCAGAUGCCCGUCCGAUCAUGAAAAUAAAAGAAGUGACCCACACAAGUGCAAUAAUCAUGGUCCAGAUUCCAAAUCCAUUUCGCAAGAUGUACAUCCUUGUCCUUUACAAUAACAGCUUCUUCACGGACAUCCAAAACCUGAAGAGCCAGAGAGAAGAGAUUGAGUUGCAAAACCUCAAAUCACACACUAACUACACAUACUGUGUGGCAUCCAUACGUAACUCCUUGAGGUUCAACCACACCUGCCUGACCAUCUCCACUGGUCCAAGAACUUUGCAAGAACGUGUGGCAAAUGACUCAACUGCUACUCACUACAUUAUGACCAUACUUGGUAGUCUCUUUGGAAUGCUCAUUGUGUUAGGCAUGGUGUUCCAUUGUGUGAGAAAGCGCAAACAGCACGACGAACCAAAAAGCAAGAAGCUUGAAAAGAUGAAAAGAAAUUUGAUUGAGAUGAAAUAUGGCACUGAACUGGAACAAGGGACCAUAUCACAGUUGUCACAGAAACAAAUUCUGUCCACUGGUGAUACGGUACAAAGAAUGCCAUACUUGCCAACUGCCAGUGACAAGGACCAGUAUAAACUGCAAGAGAUCUCUGGCACUCCUAAGACAACAAAAGGGAAUUAUAUGGAAGUAAGAUCAGAGCAACCAGACCGCAGCAUUAGGGAAUGUAGUGUUCCUGCAUCGGAAACCAGCCAAGGAUCUGUUGCAGAGAUAUCCACCAUUGCAAAAGAAGUGGAUAAAGUAAAUCAGAUCAUCAACAACUGCAUCGAUGCCCUCAAAUCCGAUUCAACCUCAUUCCAGGCUGCAAAAUCUUGUGUGGUGUCCACAGCAGAGCCACAGUUAGUCCUUAUAUCAGAGCAUCCACCAGGAAAGUCUGGUUUCCUGUCUCCAGUAUACAAAGGAGGGUACCAUCAUCCCUUGCAGAGGCACCACAGUAUGGAUGCUCCACCAAAGCGCCCAAGCACGUCGUCAAGUGGUUCGUUGCGCAGUCCUCGCUCUUUUCGUUCCGAAGGAGCCUACAGAACAGAAUCCAAGUAUACUGAGAAGACAUCUCCUUUAGAUGAGUCAGGAAUCAUAACAGUCACUCCAGCUGCUGCAAUCCUUAGGGCGGAGGCGGAACGGAUCCGACAGUAUAGCGAGCACAGGCACUCCUACCCUGGUCCCCACCAUAUAGAGGAGUCAAUAGAGGUAUCAGGGAGCCGGAAGUCAUCCAUUCUGGAGCCACUAACGCGCUCAAGACCACGUGAGCUGUCCUAUUCGCAUCUCUCACCACAGUACCAUAACCUGAGUGGCUAUUCCAGCCCUGAGUACAGCUGCAGGCCAUCUCUUAACCUGUGGGAACGUUUUAAACUCCACCGUAAACGCCACAGGGAUGAGGAAGAGUAUAUUGCUGCAGGUCAUGCAUUGAGGAGGAAAGUACAGUUUGCUAAAGAUGAGGACCUACAUGACAUUCUGGACUACUGGAAGGGAGUCUCUGCUCAGCAGAAAUCAUGAUUGCUGUUUUUAUAGCUCAUCCAAUUAAAGUGACUGUUCAAAGGACAAUUUACCACAGAAGCACACCUCUAAUGGAUUUUAAACUAAUGACUUUUGGAGAAAAAGCUUGUGUUAAUGUUUUCUUCACUCUUUUUUGUAAAGUUUACAUUUUCAAAAUAUUACACUAUGAAUGUUUCAAGUCCUUAAGACUAAAACCUGCAAUGUGUGAUUACAUACAAACACACACAAUUGCACUGGUGGAAAUGUUUUUUUGUUUUUUUAUUAUUUUAUUUAAUUAAUCUCUAAGCAGUGCUACUGGGGAAAAAAAAAUUGAACCCACAAGGUCUGUCUGUCAAAACAUCAUGUACACUGAUCAUGCAUACUGGAGAAUGAAUGUACUGUGUGUUAAAUCUGUUUUUCUCCAAUAUCUUUCUUAGAAACCUUCAAGCUUAAGGCUUAUUUCAACUUAACAAUUCUUGUUCGCAAGACCUUCAGAAAUAUCUCCAUGUGCUGUCUCAGUAUAUCAAAGCUAUUGCUACCACAUGCUUACUACUAAACCACUGUGAACCCCAGACAACACUGAAUCAGUCCUAAAGUUUGUUUUCUACCUAAAUUCAACAGAGCUGUCUUCUGCCGUUAAACCAGCUCUGAAGUGCUGAUCUAGGCAGUACUAAUAGCAUAAUCUUUCCUCACCGCCGUUAAUGCUAAUAGACAAUUAAGAUAGCGAUGAUUAAAACAUUGGAUUUGGCCUCUAACAUUGGGAGAGAACAGUAUCAUUUAAGACCUGUACUGUGAAACAAGUUAUUACAAUACCCUGCUUCAUGGAGGGGUUUUGGUUUGAAAGGCAAGGAUAUAAAAGGAUAUAUUAAGUGCAUGUUAAAUGCCUGACAUGGAUUAGACCUAGAGCGCACAUUUUUGGUAAACAUAUAUAGUCUCAUGAAAACUUGUACUAAUUCAUACGAUAAGGUGAAAUUGUGAGAUAUGGUACGACUUAACUUGUACAAAAAGGUAUGACUUUUCUUUCCACAGACCAACAAACAGAAUUUGAACUUGAUACAAGCAUCAAAUUUUAGCUAGCCACCUAUCCAACACUUUUUGUUUUUACUAUUAAAAUCAUGGUUAGGUUUAGGGUUUCGGUAAAGGGGUUAGUUAAGUUUAGAUUUGAGUUAGAGGUCCGUUCAUUGGUUUGUUUAUUUUUCUCCAUGGGAGCAAAAGUCAUACAUUUUUGUACAAGCCAACUCUUACAAUUGGAAUAAGCGACUUUGUGACAUGGUAUAUUUACAACUGCCAGCAUUCAUCACCAAUUUUAUGUAGGGAAUUUAUAUAAUGGUUAGCUUAUGCCUGUGUCAUUUUCCAACCACUAAUUGAUUUGGGGAAUAUUAAAAGAAUUAGUGUUUACAUCUGAUCACAGUCUUCGGCCAGCAAUGAGUUGAUCGGCACAUAAGAUUAAUUCUUACAGUAAUACUACUUUCUUUUUUAUGGAGUCUACAGACCAUGCCUUGAGAACCAAAAUUACUUAAUUUAGUAUGCCUCGAUUUAGAUUGGGUUACCCAGUUAUCUAAUAAAACACCAGCACUUUCAGCUAAAAAAACUCCCCGUCACAUGUGUGGAAGAAGAAUGAAGAACAGUGAGCGUUCUUCCUGGGUGGGGAGGUUUUGUUGAGCUGAAGUUGGCUGCACCCCAAAGGUGUCUUGAGCCAGUCAGAAGUGUCUUUUUCUAGGUCACAUGGUCAUUUCUGUCCUCCCCUCAAGAUAAUUAAUUUACAACCUAUUGUUAUAAGGAUUGUUAGUUUCCCGCUCAAAAAGUGACCAUUUUAAUCAUGAAUUUCAUAAGAGAACUAUAAAGGCAAAUAACCCAAAAUUAUUUCUUAUUACAGUUAUAAUUCAGUUAUAAUGCAUGAUUAAACUUCCUAAUAUUUAGUUUGUUAGUUUUAAACAUGGAUAAUACAUUACAUGUUAUGAGAAACAUAAUUGUCUGGGUUAUCAUCUGCAUAGGAUGCAUUUGUACAUUUUUGUUUUUAAGUAUAAUCCUACACAUGGCUGUGUAUUUUGAUAGUAGUAAAAUAAGCAAGUCCAAAGUCCAUGUCACAUAUUCAUGAAUUAAGCUUAAUUUGAGCUGGUGAGCCGGAAACAUGCAACAAGUUUAGAGAGUUGGUUAUAUUGAAGAACAAUGGAGGUUUCCAUGGCGGUCAUAGAACAGUCCCUCAACUUAUCAGUCAUGUGAUGAGUUGGGGGUUUAUCUGAUUAACAUCAAAGAGCAAGGAGUUUCACUGUGCUUCCCCCACAGUUAAGAUUUGCCAGAAGCGACAAACUCAGUCUUGCUGGCACCAGUCAGAAUUUCUUUAUAGCUCAGAGGAAUGCCAGUGUAGAUUCUGGAUUUAAGCUGUUCUGCAUGGAAUUGUUCAAUUUCUCUUAGUUUUUUUUUUUUUUUUGUGUGUGUGUGUGUGUCGAUGCACUACAGCCAUCUUGACCUAAUUUGUCAUGAGACUGGGUUGGUUUUGGUUUUAAUGGACUACUUGUACUAAGCCUCAUCACAUACUUCCGUUUUGAAAUAAAGCGGCUCUCUAGUUUCCGGUUAUAUGUGUUUACUAUAUGCCGUAGUUGCCUAGAUCCCAAAACUCCACUUAAAAUGAGUGUUCAAAAGAUUUUAAAGUACAGACAUUUUUGGAGACAGGAGCAGAAAUAUUCUGAACAUUACUGUGUACAGCAUCUUCAAAAUUCAGCCCAAGCCAAUCUGAGAAAACAAUGACUGGUAAACACUCCAAGCGCAUUUCACCAUUUCUCCUCACAUGGAGGUCUGUAGCAGAUAUUUAAACACAGAUCAACUUGAACAGCAAAUGACAGAAGGUUGAAGGAGACUAGUAAAGGGUGUCAGCACCAGCACUCUUUGAAUGAAACAACUACAAGCUUCAAACACUGCAAUGCUCCAUGUGUGAUGGAGUACAGAGACCUGAAGAAAGCAUGCAUUACCUUGCUUUAUUAAAUGUAUGUUUUAAUCUCUUUUUUGUCAUUGUUUCAUUGAGAAGUAUAUGAUAUUUGUUGAAAUGUAAAUGCAUAAGUAGAAGAGCUGCCAAAGAUAAUGAGUUAUAAAGUUUGAAAAUGAUUAAAUAUGUGUAGUGUCCUUAAAUAUACUUUAGCGGAGUUAUUGUAUUUAUUCAAUUUGACAUUAAAGCUGCAUAAUUCUGUACUGAGUGACUUUUAAAACCUGGUCAAAAAAAGAGAACGGCUAAUGUAUUUAUAAAUCAAUUCAUCUGGGACAUUUAACCAAAGUUUAAUCGUUCUUAUGAAUUUUCAAUCACUCACGUUAACGCCGAAAACAAGAUUUAUUGUUUUAAUCAACUGACAGCCUAGAAAUAAUCUGCCUUCCCAUGAAUAAACCUCUGCAUGUAUGUGCGCUGAAUGCUGUAACCGGAAACGCCUAAGCCACACUACGUAGAACACGGAAGUAGUUGUGCAAGUAGUCCAUUGUCAUAUUCAGUUUCCCAAAACAUGGAAGGAUUGUUUGUAAUGAUUUACACAAGUGUAUAUACAGAGGUAAUAUGUUUAAAUUUAGCAAUGUAGUUUAUCCAGACAGUUCUAGCAAUGAAAGUGCAGUUUUUGUUGUCAUACUGAUUGUUAAACUGAUGUAUUUUAAUAUUUCUGUACUGCAGCUCUGGUCCUAAACAUGGGCUUAUUUUGGUUCCUCAUCAUCAUCAUCUCUCCCCCAAAACAUGUUUCUGUUGUUUUAGAAUUAAAGGUGAAGUGUGUAAUUUUUUUCCAUGUUAAAAUACCUUUACCAGCACAGCAACACUAGCUCAAACAAUGGCAUAAGUUUGGGGCGGGCCAUCCGUUUCUCCGACCAAUAGCAGAUUGUUUGUUUUUUUGAAUGCCAGUGUAGAAAUUGCACAUUUCAUCUUUAAGUCUAAAUAUUUAGCCACUGCAGCAAUUUGAUCAUUCCUGGGAGCGUUUACUUAAUGGAGGUUUCCAGGAAAGGACUAAUGCAUGAUAAUACGGACAAUAUAAUAAUUUAAUCCAAAUGUUUGUUUUAUGAAUAGAAUCAAGAUCUUAUUUAAAAAAAACAGGAGCUUUUCUAGAUAAUUUUUCUUAAUAAACCUGUACAUAAAGAUAGCAGAUUUUAAAUAUUAUUAUACUAAAAUAUUUGAAAAACAUGUCCCCUGUACAAAUCUUUAUUUUUUUAAGGUUAAACUUUCAUGCACUGUAUCUCAUUAAUGAGUCUGUUCAGUUAAUUGUCAUUUCUAAAAACUGCAAGUUGUAGCACUCCUGAUUUUCCAUGGAAACCGAAAGUAAAAAAAUAAAUUUAAAAAAAUGGUGAAUGUAUAGAAGCCUAAAAACAGCUGCAUGUAGUGCAAAGUCUGCCUGUAAAAGGGAAAGAAUGGAUCUCAAAGGGCUUUCUUGUCUGGGGGGAAAUGUCAAAGAGCACAA